GGAGAGAUGGGUGUACCAGGUCUGCGAGGCCUAGAGGGGGCACCAGGCAAAAGCAUCACUGGAGAAAAGGGAGACAGAGGUGACCGUGGGCCAAGGGGACUUUCAGGGUCUCCAGGUCCAGUUGGACCUGCUGGAGCCAAGGGAGAGCCUGGCAGCCCAGGAAUGGUGGGCCUACCUGGACCUGCUGGCCGAGGUUUACAAGGAUCAAAGGGAGAUCCUGGGCCUGUAGGACCAGCUGGACCUAUUGGAGAACCUGGAGUAGGAAUCACUGGGCCGAAGGGUAACAAAGGAAAUCAUGGACCUGUGGGGCCACCAGGAAUGAAGGGAGAUGGCUUCCCAGGACCACAGGGGCUGCCUGGUUUACCAGGAGUGCAAGGAGAGAUGGGACCUGAAGGGAAAGGACUACCUGGACCCAAGGGUGACAGAGGCAUACCAGGGGUGCUGGGGCCAUCAGGUCCUCCUGGAAUUGGACUUUAUGGACCAAAGGGUUCUACAGGACAGCCUGGUCCACCAGGUCUGCCAGGGCCUCCAGGAGAGGGCAUCCAGGGACCAAAGGGUGAACCUGGGUUUCAGGGCCCAAUGGGCCCUCGGGGGGCGCCAGGGGAUGGCCUUCCAGGGGAGAAGGGUGAUAGAGGCAUUCCUGGAGACCGGGGAAAGAAAGGAGAAAAGGGGGACUAUGGAGAACCUGGCUCUACUGGACUGAUGGGGAGACCAGGAGAAAAGGGGGAACCAGGACUGACUAGAGAAGAGGUCAUCAGGAUUAUAAGGGAAAUCUGUGGCUGUGGUCUGAAGUGCAGAGAGAGCCCUCUGGAGCUGGUGUUUGUGAUAGACAGCUCUGAGAGUGUGGGACCAGAAAACUUUGAGUUGGUGAAGGAUUUUGUGAACACUCUUAUUGACCGGGUGUCUGUAAGCCGAGAAGCCAGUCGGAUCGGUGUGGUGCUUUACAGCCACGUAGACAUGGUGGUAGUAAGUCUGCAGCAGCAGUCCAGCCAGGAUGAUGUCAAGGCCGCCAUCAGGAAGAUGCCUUACCUGGGUGAAGGUACCUUCACUGGCAGCGCCAUCCAUCGUGCCAAUCAGCUGUUUCAGGCCGCGCGGCCUGGUGUGAGGAAAGUGGCUGUGGUUUUAACGGACGGGCAGGCCGACCCCCGGGACAUCAUGCAGUUUAAAGAUACAGCAGCAGAGGCCCAUGCACAGGGGACCGAGAUGUUUGUUAUAGGAGUCGUAAACAAGACUGACCACCUGUUUGAAGAGUUCCAGGCUGAGAUGAAUGUAAUCGCCUCGGAUCCUGAUGAAGAGCACGUCUACCUCAUAGAUGACUUCAGGUCACUUACCAAUCUGGAAAGCAAAAUACUGAGUCGGAUUUGUGAGCAGGAUGACGCAGUGGCACUUCUGCCAAACGUUGUCUUUCCACCCAUGGAAACCCACCCAGAGGCUCCUGAAGACAGCCACUCCACAGAGUUCCCAGAUGAGGAAAACAUACAAAUUGAACUCCCUGUGGAAACGGUAACAGCCUCGACUCCACAGUCCCAGGAGUCACGUCGGGCCCACAAGAACCCGGUUCAUACUAAACUGUUUGUGGAGCCUUGGAACGAGCUGCCAGACAUCACAUUUUCCUCUCCUGGUGGCAGGGGGCAGCAGGGCCCUGGUGUGACCUCCAUGGUGGGUCCUCAGAUUCCACCUGACUGGCUGUAUGAGGCAGAGAGCAAACAGGCUCCUAUGAGCCGCCCUCCACCAUCCCUGACAGACUCUUCGGUGCCAGAUGAAGGGUGCAGUCAGCCUCUGGACCCAGGUCCCUGUCGACAGUACGUAGUCAAGUGGUACUAUGACCCCGAGGCCAAUGCCUGCGCACAGUUCUGGUAUGGAGGCUGUCAGGGCAAUGCAAACAACUUUGAGACUGAAGCUAACUGCAGGAAUUCCUGCGUCUACACAUAACAGACUGUGUUUGGAGAAAAGGGUGUAUGCAAAGCCAACACGCUCUAUCAGCGUCACUGAGGAAAAGAAUGGACUAAUGACGCACGCUUUACUGUUUAACCAGAGUUCAGGCCAGCAGCUGCUGCUGUGGUCACACUCUGUAAACUGCUGCAGGUGAAGGACAUGAUGGAGAGUAGACCUGGACCUCCUCCCUGUCUCUCAGGCUACGUUCACACUGUAGGUGGUCCUGCUCAAUUCUGAACUGCUGCACAUGUACUAGCUGUCUGAUCAUUUUGGACAACUACUUAUAUCUGCUCUGGGGUGUGUAACCACUAAAAACCAAUACCAACUGACAGAAGCAUCAAAAGACUGGUUCAACUUUGCACCCCAAAUGCAAAUCAUUUUAUUUUCACUUUUCCUUUUAUUGUUGGAUAGUUGUUCUCCAGGCUUACUCUGGAAAACCAGGGGCAUGUGUCACAAAGCAAGUCCAGCUUGGUCUCUUUGGGUUACCUGUCUUCACUGAACCCAACAUUGGCG
Messenger RNA from Micropterus dolomieu (smallmouth bass), 2448 nucleotides. Its product is annotated as collagen alpha-1(XXVIII) chain-like. The transcript is spliced from 16 exons. The annotation marks the transcript as partial. The record is from RefSeq and is a predicted model, not a curated record. Gene Ontology annotation, molecular function: serine-type endopeptidase inhibitor activity. Lineage: Eukaryota; Metazoa; Chordata; Actinopteri; Centrarchiformes; Centrarchidae.